This is a messenger RNA of Belonocnema kinseyi, 1959 nucleotides long. RefSeq lists its product as uncharacterized. Gene Ontology annotation, molecular function: nucleic acid binding; 3'-5'-DNA exonuclease activity. The transcript is spliced from 3 exons. Lineage: Eukaryota; Metazoa; Arthropoda; Insecta; Hymenoptera; Cynipidae. Gene Ontology annotation, cellular component: cytoplasm. The record is from RefSeq and is a predicted model, not a curated record. The coding region runs from base 143 to 1201 and encodes 352 amino acids. Gene Ontology annotation, biological process: DNA catabolic process.
GACUGCGACUCACUUUUCUUGUUAUCGUUUAUUUAUUUAUUUAUCUGUGGGUAUGUGCAUUAUCAUUCAUAAUUCUCGGAAGGUUUAAAGAGAUAAUUCUUCCUUGAACUGAUAAUUUAAUGCAAAGUACAUUUUGCGAUUCAUGUAUACAUCAUUUAAAAGUGAAAUUAUAAUAUCGAGUGGUUUGACAAUGUCGAACAAGGAACAAGAAGGGCCAGAAGGACAAGGACAAGAAGUAAACGUAAACAUGGCGACCCUAACCUUCAAAAGAACAGAAAGAAUGAUCAAAAGUUUCGUGUUUUUUGAUCUGGAAACGACGGACUUGAUAAAAGGCAAUAAAUACCCGAAAAUAACGGAACUGGCAAUGGUUGCAAUCUCGAGAGAUGAUCUUAAAGUUCCUCAACAAAAGCUUCCUCGAAUUUUGUCAAAGGUCGUCAUUCCAGUCUGUCCGAAUGCUGAAAUUCCUAAAAUAGUUACUCAAGUUACAAAAUUAUCGAACGAACUUCUGGAAAAUUGUAAGCUCUUCGAUUCGGAUGUGUACUGGCUAUUAAUACACUUUCUCCGACGAUUAGAACAACCAAUCUGCUUUGUGGCUCACAACGGCAAGGCGUUUGACUAUCCAAUUAUCUUGAAAGAAUUUCGGGACAUCGAGGGGGAAAUGCCAAAUGAGAUCUUAGCCAUCGACUCGAUUGAUGUAUUUCGAAACUACUUUAGUGACAAACGACUUCUGAAGAGGCAGAAGUUGGAAGAAGAGCAGGAAAAGAACGAUAUGCUUGAAAGGUACGAUUCGUUAUUAAAAGACUCGUGGGACGACGCCGUUUCUGCAGCUUUAGAUGGGAUUGAAACGUGCACGAGUUUCGACGAAGGCGUCGAACUGGUCGAGACGGAGAGAAAUCAGGAAAUGUACAGCCAAAUGCAGAGGAUCAAUGAAAAAACUCCCGAGUCGCAGAUUAUAAAGCCCGACAAAAUAAUCGAGACGUGUCCUUCGAAAAUUUUUAAUCCCCAGUUGCUAGUGAAACCAAAAAAUUUUAAAUUGACAAAUUUAACGAAACAUAUGUUGAGUUCCUCCGCGAUCAACGAACACUACGCCGAGGACGAUUGUAUCAGUUUAAUCCGCUGUGCGAGUCAAAUAGGAGAAGAUUUUAUCGAAUUCGCUGACAAGCACGCGAUGCCAUUAAUUUCUUACGAGCGAAAUAUUUAAUUUUCAAUUCAGAAUAGUUUUUUUUUCGCUUGCUGUAAAUUGAGUCUGAGAUUUGGUAAAGACUUUGUUUGCUUUUCAGCAUCGAGUCUCUGUUUUUAAAUUGUAUAUAGUAAAUUUACAAAUGCACGCGAAUAUAAUGCAAUGAAAGUUGCAAUUGACUAAGUCGAGAGACUUCAUUCUUGCAAAUUUGAUAGGCAUUUCCUUUUGUUUAUGAAGAGGAAAUGAAAAAAGAAAAAAAAUCGGACUCCUUUUGCGAAAAGAAUUUAAGUUUAGAGGCUAAUAUUUUGAUUGCGUGCACAAAUAACUGUAUCUGCUACUCAAAACUGUGUCCUUUUUUUUUAGUUCAAGUUUGAGUCGUGACUAAAUUUUUUAAGGGAGCUUAACACAUUCAAUGUUUAUUUUAAUAUGUAGUAUAAAAAUCACGUUUUUAGUAUUAGAUAGGAAUGAUUAUUUAAUUUUUGUAGAACAUUGAGUGUGAUAAGCUUUUUUUGGUGAGCUGUGAUGAUUAGAUAAAAAAAAGUAUUUAUAGUAGUAAUAACAAUUUUGUGUUUCUAGGGAAAGAUCUUUUUUAAUUAUUUUGUGAAGUAUAUUCGGGAAGUAAAAGAAUCAAGUUUUUUAAACUUGUUUUGUAAAUUCACUGAUUGUCGUAAAGAAAUGUUGCCGAUUUUAUUCCUGUGUUUUCUAUUCGCGCAAAUUCGUCCAAGGUGGAUAAAAAAGUGAAUGUUUUGAAUAAUAAAUAAUAAUAGGAUCUUCUCGAA